AUGAAAGCAGACUCAUCGAGCCGGACAAACAAGAAGCAAUCAUUGCAUGACAGCUUCACGAAACUGCUGGUUGUGACAAAGCGUACCGUCACUCUCCGAGAAACCCCUCGCUCGAGUUUUCACGAGCCUCUAGUUAUUCCGGAGCUCACAAUCAAAAUUUGCACUGAAGCAGUUUACAUUCAGAUAGCUGUUUUAAUGCAGAAGGUUGUCCAUCAGCUGUCGAUUUCUUGUCCUCAUAAACAUGCUUCGCGUUUGCGUGAUGUACAAAGAUGCAAUAUGGUAAGGCUAAAACCAGCCCACAUGGAACGCGAGAUGUAUCUGCCCUUGAGAAUCGUCAAAUGUGAAACUCAACCCUUGCAAGCAAUGACCAUAUAA
Messenger RNA from Plasmopara halstedii, 375 nucleotides. RefSeq lists its product as uncharacterized. The record is from RefSeq and is a predicted model, not a curated record. The transcript has a single exon. Lineage: Eukaryota; Oomycota; Peronosporomycetes; Peronosporales; Peronosporaceae. The coding region runs from base 1 to 375 and encodes 124 amino acids.